This is a messenger RNA of Protopolystoma xenopodis, 267 nucleotides long. Lineage: Eukaryota; Metazoa; Platyhelminthes; Monogenea; Polystomatidea; Polystomatidae. The record is from the annotation of a GenBank genome assembly.
UCUGUACCGGGAGUCAUGUCGGCCAGUGAAUUGGAAUUAGAGUUCAGAGGUAGAGACAAGUGGAGUAUGAGCGCCUCUGAGAGGGACGAGAGAGCGAGAUUGCGUGUUAUGGUAUUGCUACUGUGCAUUGGUGCCGUGGUAAAGGAGCGUUUCGCCCAAACACGCCAACACCGCCUUGACAACAUCGAGAUGUCCGUCUCGGCCGAGCCUCCUGCAACCACUUCGUCGGUCGCCCCACUGGCUGAGCUACGCUGGGGCUUGGCUUAA